Phanerochaete carnosa HHB-10118-sp is the source of this 423-nucleotide messenger RNA. RefSeq lists its product as uncharacterized. The transcript has a single exon. Lineage: Eukaryota; Fungi; Basidiomycota; Agaricomycetes; Polyporales; Phanerochaetaceae. The record is from RefSeq and is a predicted model, not a curated record. Bases 1 to 423 code for a protein of 140 amino acids.
AUGCGUCUCCUCAGCCUCGUCGAGUCUUUCAUCAGCAUCAGCAAGUUCAAAACACUCGCUUCUCUGUGCCAGACCACCGCGUUGCCCAACGUGAUCGUCGAGCGUUUCGAGUCAAAGUGCUUCCACGCAGAUGCACCGACAAGACUGAGUGUCUUAAGCGCUCUUGAGGCUCCUCUUUCCCCGGCUGCCACCACCGUCGAUUCACUUAUCGCCGCCGCCGCCAAUCCUGAUAACGACUCGAUGCUUUCGAGCCCCCAACUCCCUCCAGCGCCGCCGGCCAGUCUCACUCGAACGCCUUGCACUCUGCCCUCCCACGUUGUGCGGACUCCUCUGACAUUUUCACCCCAAAACGGAUGGCUAGAUAGCCUGGAAGACCACUGCACUUGCAGCCAUCGCAAUCGUACAACAUCGGGCGCUAAUUAG